Molecule: messenger RNA, 3742 nt
Organism: Austrofundulus limnaeus
Lineage: Eukaryota; Metazoa; Chordata; Actinopteri; Cyprinodontiformes; Rivulidae
Product: deoxyribodipyrimidine photo-lyase
Exons: 9
Coding region: 380-2968 (862 amino acids)
Biological process (GO): circadian regulation of gene expression; entrainment of circadian clock by photoperiod
Cellular component (GO): cytoplasm; nucleus
Molecular function (GO): DNA binding; deoxyribodipyrimidine photo-lyase activity; FAD binding
Source: RefSeq, a predicted model, not a curated record
GUGUGCCUUUGACAAAAUGAUAAAAUACAGGGUAAGCCUUAGACUCACUGCAGGCAUUGACAUUUCUAAAAUUUAAUUAAGUCUAUAUUGGUCUACUUUCUACGCAAUUAAUGAAAUGUAAACAUGGAAUCCCAUCUGUUAUUCACGUAAGAAAAAAAAUCUAAGAGCUCAUUGGCUUUUUGUUAGAUUUGUGCGCCCCCUAGUGGUCAGGUCGAUGUAUUACAGUUAUUUAACCCGGGUUAUACAACUUCUGUAACACAAGUCAGCUGUUUUGUAACCCGCUGAGAGAAGCAGACUGACAACAGAAUGCUCAAAGCCUUAGCAUUUUUAUUUAACUUAUUUUUGUAAUUGUACUAUUUCCUCACCUUCCUCUUGAACAAUGGCUCCUUCGGCGGCUGAGGACAAAACACUGGAGCUGAGACAGAUGCUGAGGGAGGUUCUGGUGGGUCGGGAGGAUCCAGAGGGUUUCUUUGCCAUGUGUUUGUCCGUCCUGGGCCACCAGGAGACCCGCGCACAGUUUCAGUCCAUCAUCAAGCCUCUGUCCACGGCCAACAUCCGCCUGCACUCCGUCCUCACCUCCAUCUACCACCAAUAUUUCUCCAAGACUGAGGAUGAGGAACUACAGCUUGCUUUGACUCUAUCUCUUCUGGAAAUGGAAGAUAACCAGAUGUUGCCCACAAACCAAGACUCACAACUCCUGCAGUCUGAAAUCAGUGUCAGUCCAAGUAGCUUUGUUCAACUUAAAUCAACGUCACAGGGACAAAACACCUCCUCAGCACCAACUGGAUCCUGGAACAAGGACCAAGACACCGAGCCUCAAAAAAGUUCACAUAGCGUUAACCCGACUCAUGGAACAGAUCAGGAACCAUCCUCUUCCUUUUCCAAGCCAGAUACAGUGAAUAAAAGGGACCAAAUGACGGAGGAAGGUUUAAAUAAACCCGACAAACCAAAACGCUCGAAGAAUAGGCGGCAGCGGCGAAAAGGAACUGGCCAACAGCUCGUGGGUUUGUCCAGCUCUCUGUUAGCAACUCCACCAGUCGUGCUGUGGUUCAGGAGGGAUUUGAGACUGUGCGAUAACCCUGCUCUCAUCGGAUCGCUGGAGCUGGGGGCACCUGUCAUCCCCGUCUUUAUUUGGAGUCCUGAAGAGGAGGAAGGACCAGGGGUCACUGUGGCUAUGGGCGGAGCUUGUAAAUAUUGGCUUCAUCAAGCCUUAUCUUGUUUAUGUGCAUCCCUGAAGCGCAUUGGCAGUCAUCUCAUCUUCCUCAAAGCCAGUGGAGAGGCCAAUAAAGUCAGAUCCUCUCUGCACACACUGGAGCAGCUUGUGAAGGAGACUGGGGCAAGAACUGUAUUGGCUAAUGCCGUGUAUGAACCCUGGCUGAAGGAGCGAGACGCUGCGGUGGUGUCAGCACUACAAGAAGGAGGAGUUGAAUGCAAGAUGUUCCACUCUUACUGUCUCAGAGACCCCUAUUCAGUCAGCACCGAAGGUGUAGGACUCAGAGGAAUAGGUUCAGUAUCUCACUUCAUGAGCUGUUGUAGACAGAACUCGGGGUCCCCUAUGGGGGCUCCUCUUGACGCCCCAGCGACUCUUCCCACACCGGCUCGCUGGCCUCAGGGAGUUCCUUUGGAAUCACUCGACCUGGCACGCAUGCCCCGCAGAAAAGAUGGCACAAUAGUUGACUGGGCAGCUAACAUUCGACAGGCCUGGGACUUCAGUGAAGCUGGAGCACAUGCCCGACUUGAUGCCUUUCUUCACAAUGGUGUGUACAGGUAUGAAAAAGAGUCCGGCAGGGCGGAUGCUCCCAACACCAGCUCUCUGUCUCCCUACCUUCACUUUGGUCAGCUCAGUCCACGCUGGCUUCUGUGGGACGCCAAAGGAGCGCGCUGUCGGUCUCCGAAGUUCCAGCGAAAACUGGCGUGGCGAGAUCUGGCCUAUUGGCAGUUAACUCUGUUUCCUGACCUCCCCUGGGAACCUCUCAGACCACCAUACAAGGCUCUGCGGUGGAGUACUGACUGCAGCCACCUCAAGGCGUGGCAGCGCGGUAAAACAGGCUACCCUCUGGUCGACGCAGCCAUGAGGCAGCUGUGGCAAACAGGCUGGAUGAACAAUUACAUGAGGCACGUCGUGGCAUCUUUUCUCAUUGCGUAUCUCUACCUGCCUUGGCAAGAGGGCUAUCGCUGGUUUCAGGACACACUGGUGGAUGCAGACGUUGCCAUAGAUGCUAUGAUGUGGCAGAACGGAGGGAUGAGUGGCCUCGAUCACUGGAACUUUGUCAUGCACCCCGUCGACGCAGCGAUGACCUGUGACCCCUACGGCAGCUACGUUAGAAAAUGGUGCCCAGAGCUCGCAGAUCUGCCAGAUGAGCUUAUCCACAAACCUUGGAAAUGCCCUGCAUCUAUGCUACGGCGCGCAGGUGAGGCAGGAGGUGUGGCGUUGGGCCGGACAUACCCUGAGAGAAUUAUCACAGACCUGGAGGAGCGGAGGAGUAGAUCACUGCAGGACGUGGCUUCGGUGCGCAGAGAGUUUGGACAAUACGUGGACAAGCGCUCGGGCUGCGACUUGCUUCCUCUGCCCCCACGCCUGGUCUCCGAGGCUCUGGGCUCGUCCCACGAGGAGGCGGCUGUGGUGGGAGAAGGGAGGCGGUUCCUGCUGCCUCUGAUCACGCGCAUGGAAUUCAAAUAUCAGCUAGAAAAGCCGGACGCAGACGCGGCGUCAAACCCCUUCAACGCCGUUCUGAAAGGGUACGUGAGCCGAAAGAGGGACGAGACCGUCGCCUUUCUCAACGAGAGAGACUUUAAAGCCAGUGCUAUGUGUGAGGGAGUCCAGCGGCGGGAGAGGCUGGAGAGGGAUCAUCGCAGAAUGGAGGGGCUUCCUUCGACUCCCUCACCCGGCGCCAGGGCAAGACGGACUCCGACAGCCAAGGACAGGUUCUCUGUGGUACCCAGUGGAUCCAUCACUUCUGUAAACUGAGAAAUGAAGCUAAAAUGCACGAUGGUUACAAAAAUCUUCUUUAGUAUGGCCUUGUUUGGUUCAGUCACAAGCGGACAUGCCUCUUUACAUAAGUUCAAUCGCACAAUCAGCAGGAAGAGAGACAAAUCUACAAUUGUUAAUGGAAAAUUCUGAAUACCUUCAACAGGACACUGAAUCAAUGGAAAGAAAACCCAACUGGAAACCACUUGUGACUACGACACCAAAGAUUCAAACUUAAAGCAGCCUAAGAUUAAAAGGUGAGCUAAGAUCUACAGCAAACCAAAGAUAUGGCCCAGGGAGGAUUUAUGUAAAAGAAACAAACAAAAAAAAAAAAAGUUAACUUUAUAAAAUGGUUGGAGAUUAUUCCAUGCAGUUUAUUUUAAAGAUGCUCUCAGGGAUUGUUUUAUACUAGCAUAUGUGGGGGAAAAUGAGAGUAAUUUAGGCACUUUUCUUGGUUUUGGUUCAGCUGGGUCGCACAAAGCUACAUAAUUCAGCUGAAAUUGAACACUUCUGUAAACUGUCAAAUGUUACUGUACCGAAUGGAUUUAAAGACUUGAACUUGGGUGUUUAUAAAAGGGUAAAAAGCUUCCAAUACUCUGUCUUCCUCUGGUUCCAGUUGUGUUGUAUUCUGUUGUUAAACGUUUUUCUGUUUUCUAACUUCAUGUUACUACCUCUGUGAGCCUGUGGAGCCGUACAGAUCUUGUGAUCUAAACAAACACUGCCUACAUUUUUAACGCAGCAUCCAAAUAUUAAAAAUAAUUAAUUCCAAAGAAA